Cannabis sativa is the source of this 2216-nucleotide messenger RNA. RefSeq names its product pectin acetylesterase 8. Gene Ontology annotation, molecular function: actin binding; pectin acetylesterase activity. Gene Ontology annotation, biological process: cell wall organization. Lineage: Eukaryota; Viridiplantae; Streptophyta; Magnoliopsida; Rosales; Cannabaceae. Bases 315 to 2009 code for a protein of 564 amino acids. The record is from RefSeq and is a predicted model, not a curated record. Gene Ontology annotation, cellular component: plant-type cell wall. The transcript is spliced from 16 exons.
UUUGCAUUGCAAUGCAGCUGUAUUCCUUAUUAACUUACUAUCUAUCAUCUCAUCAAUAUGUGUCGGCUGCUCUCUCUUUCUUUCUUUUUAACUAAUACCUAUAACUGUACUGAAACCAAAGUCUAGUGAAUAUAAAACCACUUGUUUCUUCUUUUUCUUUCUUUCUUUCUUUCAAACUCAACUCUUCCUUUUCAAGUUUCUUAAUGCACUAAACUUCUACUACCUUUUUCUUAUUCAGAUUCUCUCUUUCUCAAUCUCAGGUUGUUUUUUGUUUUAUGUAUGCAGAGGGAGAGAGUAAUAAUUAAGAGAAAGAGAUGGUGAAAGCAAUAAGGUUAUUAGGCUUAGUGGUACUCAUAUUAAUAUCAUCAAUAUUCAAACCAACAACAACAGAUGCCUUUCCAGUAGAAAUUACUCUGGUACAGAGUGCAGUAGCCAAAGGAGCUGUUUGCUUGGAUGGAAGCCCCCCAGCUUAUCACCAUGCUCCAGGAUUUGGUGCUGGCAUCAACAACUGGUAUAUCACAAUGGAGGGAGGAGGUUGGUGUAACAAUGUAACUACUUGUCUUGACCGUAAGAACACUCGUUUGGGCUCAUCUAAGCAGAUGGUCAAGACGCUUUCAUUCUCUGGAAUUCUCAGCAACAAACAGAAAUUUAAUCCAGAUUUCUACAAUUGGAAUAAGAUCAAGGUGAGGUACUGUGAUGGGUCAUCAUUUACUGGCGAUGUUGAAGCAGUUAAUCCAGCUACUAAUCUUCACUUUAGAGGUCAAAGGGUGUGGCUUGCCAUCAUGGAGGAUCUAUUAGCCAAAGGAAUGAAAAAUGCUCAAAAUGCAAUCCUGUCAGGUUGCUCUGCUGGUGGAUUGAGCUCUAUUCUUCACUGUGAUAAGUUCAGAGCUCUCCUCCCUCCCACCACCAAAGUCAAAUGUCUUUCCGAUGCUGGUUAUUUCAUCAAUGCCAAGGAUUUGGCUGGAACACAACACAUUGAAACCUUCUAUAGUCAAGUGGUUGCAACACAUCAAUCUGCCAAGAAUUUGCCCCAAUCAUGCACUUCAAGGCUGAACCCAGGCCUGUGCUUCUUCCCACAAAAUGUGGUAGCACAAAUCCAAACACCCAUAUUUUUUGUAAAUGCAGCCUAUGAUUCAUGGCAGAUAAAGAACAUUUUGGCACCUGGUGUUGCUGAUCCUCAUGGAACAUGGCACGACUGUAAACUCGAUAUAAAAAAGUGUUCAUCACUUCAACUCAAAACCAUGCAAGAUUUUAGAGUACAGUUCUUAAGUGCAAUCAAUGGUCGUGUGGACUCUGUUUCGAAAGGAAUGUUCAUAGAUUCAUGCUAUGCUCAUUGCCAAACCGAAAUGCAAGAAACAUGGAUGAGAGCAGACUCUCCUCUUCUUGAAAAGACUACAAUAGCCAAGGCAGUUGGAGACUGGUAUUUUGAUCGAAGUCCAUUCAAGAAGAUUGAUUGUCCUUACCCUUGCAAUCCCACUUGUCACAACCGCAUUUUCGAAUCUGGUUAUGGUAGAGAAGAGAUAUCGGAACAAGGAAAGGAAAGGGAAGGAAUGGAUUGGGGUUUCGUUGGUAAAGCUUGGGAAAAGUGGGCUUCCUUCAAUGUUGCAUCUUCCUCUUCUUCUUCAGGUGAGGCAGCAUUGAAAGGUGCUAUUUUGAUUAACUAUGAUCCAACAGGGCCAUCUCGCUUGUUGUCCAUCAUUGCAGAACAAGAAGGUAUUAAAGCAAACCCCAUUCAGAUGAACCACUUGUUGGAUUUCAUCAAACGUGACAAACUCACCACCCAAACCUUCACUAUUGCCCAUAAUCAAUAUGUUGUUACAUCAAUCCAUGAGAGGUGGUUCUGUGGAAGGUGCCUCAACACAUCAAAGCCUGCUGGUGAAGGUGCCAUUGUUAUGCAAACAGCAGCCUUUAUCUUGGUUGGCCUGUAUGAUGGUUCUAUGGCAUCCGCAUCUCGUGCUAUGGUAGCUGUUGAUCAAUUUGUGGCACAAUUAACUCGAAGAAAUCUUUAAUUAGGUACCCUACACACUCCCACAUCACAUCUAAUUGCCUUGUCUAUGCACUCAUUUUCUGGAUUUUAAUUUGAUUGAUAGUGUAAAACAAAACAGUAGUGUGGUGUUUAGUAUUUCCAAAUCAAAACUCAAAAACCACAUUACAUUGUACGUGAAUGAAUGAAUUCAAUGUGAAAGUGAAACAUCACUCUCUCAACUUUUUCCAAA